GAGGACGUCAAGAUGCUGACGUCUCCAUACGGGUCGGUGCAGGACGUGAAGAUGCACUCGCAAGACAACAACCGAGGUGCCUUCAUAACGUUCGCAACGGCUCCAACAGCCACUCAGGCGCGCGCUCAGUUGGAUGGCCUGUCCUUGAUGGGCGCGCGGCUGCACUGCGUCAUGCAG
This is a messenger RNA of Prorocentrum cordatum, 177 nucleotides long. NCBI's taxonomy places the organism in Eukaryota, Dinophyceae, Prorocentrales, Prorocentraceae. The record is from the annotation of a GenBank genome assembly.